Molecule: messenger RNA, 1833 nt
Organism: Colletotrichum truncatum
Lineage: Eukaryota; Fungi; Ascomycota; Sordariomycetes; Glomerellales; Glomerellaceae
Product: C6 zinc finger domain protein
Biological process (GO): regulation of DNA-templated transcription
Molecular function (GO): DNA-binding transcription factor activity, RNA polymerase II-specific; zinc ion binding
Source: RefSeq, a predicted model, not a curated record
AUGUCCUCGAUCCAUCCAUCAUUCCCAGCAAAAUAUUUUGGCCCCCAUUGUUUUAAUAAAGCUUUAUACUUAUGCUAUUUCCUGCAUCCUUCCUUCGAUCAGUUGAAAGUCGGCAAGCUCCAGCGUAUCGCCAUGGAUGACACCUUAACUCGCAGAGGAGCAGGUGCCAACUCGCGCAGGAUUGUCCGGGUCAAGUCAGGGUGUAGAACCUGCAGAAUACGUAGAGUAAAGUGUGAUGAAAUCAGGCCAUCCUGUUCCCGCUGUGUUCAGACAGGUAGGACUUGUGAUGGCUACGGCAUUUGGAACAGUGGAAAUCAACCAGGACAAAACUGGUUGGAGAACCCCUCAAUUCCUGCCUUCGUCCACACCUCUGUUGCAGGUCUUGCAGGUCCCGAUAAACAGCUCUUUGAGUGGUUCAUACGGGAAGCCAUCGGCAAGUUCAAUGGUGUACCCGAGUUCCCUUUUUGGGCCAAAGCCAUGUUACAAAUGUGCACAACCGAGUCUGUAGUAUUGCAUACGGCAUUGGCAGUGGCAUCCGCACAUAGGGCGGAAAUGAUCAAUGCUGGCUGCCUGCUGAUAAGCGGCAGUCGUCAAUCGCAAAAGACCGCCAUGGCAGAGUCCGAGACUCUGCAGCGCUACAACAAGUCGAUUGUGUUGCUUCGAGCUGAACUAUCGAGACAGACUACGGCGUCCAUCCGCGUUGCCAUCGCCUCUUGCAUACUGUUCAUCUGCAUGGAAUAUAUCCGUCGAAGAUUCGAAUCGGGAUAUCGACAUCUUCAAUGCGGCCUUAGUUUAUUGAAACAAAUAUCACCCAGGCCAAGUACGACAGAUCCUAGUAGCUCUGAUUCUGGUUUAUCGACGGACCCUUUAGUUGAUGUUCUUUCCCGCCUCGAUAUCCAGUCCAAACUAUUGAAGAACGAACUGCAUCCUGGCCUUUGCUCUCAGAUAUUCGGUUCAAACGAAGGAAUACCGAGCUCUUUCUCGUCGUUGAGGGAAGCAAGACAUCAUCUGAACAAACUCCUCGCUACAGCACACAAUCUGGAGCUAGAAUGCCAAAAAUAUGGCCCGACCUACAACUUUACAAACCCUUUCGAACUUUUGUGUGGCCAAAAGUGCUUAAGAAACGAUUUGGUAUCAUGGACACAAAGUUUUAACUCUCUCAAAGUCAACAACGGGGCUUUAUUGUCACAAGAGAAACUUGCCCAUGACGUACUACCAAUAUACCACACCCUGGCAUACGUCAUCACCGAAAUAGCUCUCCAACCAGGAGAUGAGUGCGUAUUUGACAAAUACACCAAACAAUUCAAGUUUAUCGUCGAGUCAUCAAAGGAAAUUCUAAACACUUAUUUGCCAACGAUUCUUGCUGAGAUGCUCUCGGGUCAUUGUACCGCACGGUUCAGUUUCAUUGCCGACUGGGGUCUCAUACCGCCGCUGUAUUUCGUCUCGUUGAAGUGCCGCGAUCCGCGCAUACGACGCAAGGCGAUUGAUUUACUCGCCAACAGCUUACACCGAGAGGGUAUCUGGGAUGGACCAACCGCGGCCGUGAUUGCUUCAGAAGUCGUGAGGCUUGAGGAGGUCAAUUUGUAUAAAGAUCACUUCCAGCAGCUUCAUGCUACGGAGGGGUCUGCUUGUGCCAAGGUUAUCACGGAUUUGCUAAGCCCCACCACGUUGCCAGAGAACUGCAGGAUAUCCAAUAUCGAGGUAUGCUUGCCUGAUGGGCCAACUGAUGAGUUGUCGUUUAUGGGUAAAGCAAAAAGAUCAGAUGGUAGCUUUGAGGGCUUCACUAGGUACUACGACGGGAAAAGUUGGUCCUGGAAAUCCAAGCAUGAUUAG